Messenger RNA from Diuraphis noxia (Russian wheat aphid), 558 nucleotides. RefSeq lists its product as uncharacterized. Gene Ontology annotation, molecular function: DNA-binding transcription factor activity, RNA polymerase II-specific; protein dimerization activity; RNA polymerase II transcription regulatory region sequence-specific DNA binding. Gene Ontology annotation, biological process: developmental process; regulation of transcription by RNA polymerase II. Lineage: Eukaryota; Metazoa; Arthropoda; Insecta; Hemiptera; Aphididae. The record is from RefSeq and is a predicted model, not a curated record.
UACCGUCCUGCUCAACAAAGCAACAACAACGCCUCCGCCGCUGGCGACGACGACGACAACGAUAACGAUGACGAUGAAUUAGCAAACGACGAUGAUGACAACAAUAAACGACUGCAGCUUCAGCCGCAGCAGCAAAAUCAGCAACUGCAAUUUCAACGGCGACAACAGCUGCUGCAACAGCAACAGCAUCUGAUGCAGCAACAGUGCAGUUCUUCAGUGUCUGCUCCAACACCUCUGAUGCCGGCGGCGGCGGCGCCGGUAGUGCGCGUCGUCAAACGUAGGAACACAGCCAACAAGAAAGAACGKCGGCGCACGCAGAGCAUCAACAACGCGUUCUCCGACCUCCGGGACUGCAUACCCAACGUGCCGUCCGACACUAAACUGUCGAAAAUCAAAACGCUCCGGCUGGCCACGUCCUACAUUGGUUACCUGAUGACCGUGCUGGACAGCGACGACCCGGACACGGACGGUUUCAAAGCCGACCUGUCCGCGCACACUUCCAAGCGAUCGUUGCAAACGAUACACGUCGUGCAGGCCGAUAAGACCCAACACCAGCAG